UUCCAAACUUUAAAUUCAAUUUAAGUCACAUAUUAACUUUUUAUGUUAACUUUCGGAUAUGGCUGCACUUCAAAUAGUUUUCAAUAUUGCACUAUAGACAACAGUGAGGCUACAUUAUAUCAUUAUGUCAAUUUAACAUAUGAGGUUACUUAACUGUGCUUUACAAUCUAUGUUUGCAUGUUUUAGAUAUACGCACAUUAUACAAGUAUUCGUGAAAGAUAUCACACAAAAUCACUUCACGAUAUAUAUUUUAAACAAUGUUACUUAUGAUCCUGGUCAUGGAAAAUGUCACAAAUACACUACAAGAUUUUAUGAUACUAACUUAAAACUACAUUAAAUGAUAAAGUUAUGCGGCACAUGUGUGCGUACUGAUAUUCUAUUUGUACUUUUUCACUUGCCAUUUGCCAGUUUUGAUUUCUGCUUCCUCAGUGCUAUUAGUGAAAAUGAGGAAAAAGUUUAACGUUACAACCUCGGUUACAACCGAAUACACACGAAUCUAUCAGUGUUUCACAAUGAACGAGAGUUCCAGUUACGAACCUCGAAACGAAACAACCGGAGUGUUAUUUUUUCCUCCUUUUCGGGACUCAAACAAGUUGUCCUUCAUCAAAAUGUGCUGUUCGAAGCUUCUCGAUGCCGCUUGCAUCUCGGGAGUAAAUUGCUGUUAUGUGAAAAUGCAACGAGCGGUAUCAUUGGAGAUGCAGCCAGCCAUGGAUUCGGCACUCACGCCACAAUUGCCUUCCUGCAUUUCUGGAUGUUGAGCAUGCAUGAAUUUACAAACUUUACAAUGCUGAUGGAAGCUCAGAUUGAAUAAAAAUUAUUCAUUAAAGAAACUGGUUUGUUUUUUUUUGUUUUAUUACGAAAGGAAUUCAACAGGAAAUGAAAAUAAUAAAUCUCAACAAUAUAGGUUGCAGUUAUUCUCGUUUUCGUUUUGUACGAUCCAAUUAUAACUGAACUUUGCGAUAUAAUGUUUCACGUGACAAAUAUGGAUUAUAAUCCAACCUUAUAAUAUGGAUUCCGUUGAAAAUUUUGUUCGCGAAAAUGUUCAUUUUUUUAUGGUGACCUAACUUAACAACCCCUUCCACACAUGGUUAUUUGUCCGAUAACCAUCUUCCAAAUGGUCAUA
Armigeres subalbatus is the source of this 1123-nucleotide messenger RNA. RefSeq lists its product as uncharacterized. The transcript has 3 exons. Lineage: Eukaryota; Metazoa; Arthropoda; Insecta; Diptera; Culicidae. Bases 444 to 758 code for a protein of 104 amino acids. The record is from RefSeq and is a predicted model, not a curated record.